AUGGGCGACAGACUCACUCAAUUACAAGAUGCUGUUGAUCAGCUCGCGCAACAAUUUGUUGCGAGCUUUCACUUCGUUCACCGACGUCAUGACCUCGAACUCCUCGGACCCAAUGACAAGAUUCGCGAAGUCAAGCAGGAUCCAGACCAAAAGGAGGUUGAUCCUCUGCCCCCAGACGAGUUCAAAGAGGGACUAGCUGAGCUAUCGCGUGACUUGAUUAUCAAGGAACAGCAGAUUGAAGUCCUUAUAUCCAGUCUCCCUGGACUAGACAGCAGCGAGGCCGACCAGGAGCGAUACAUACAGGAGCUGGAGGACGAACUGAAGGUUGCUGAGGCGCAGAGGCAGGACGCGAUCAAGGAGAAGGACCAGAUCCUCGCCAAACUCGACGAAGUGAUCAGAAGCAUUCGCAGACCAUGA
Messenger RNA from Colletotrichum truncatum, 417 nucleotides. RefSeq names its product RNA polymerase II transcription mediator. Gene Ontology annotation, biological process: regulation of transcription by RNA polymerase II. NCBI's taxonomy places the organism in Eukaryota, Fungi, Ascomycota, Sordariomycetes, Glomerellales, Glomerellaceae. Gene Ontology annotation, cellular component: mediator complex. The record is from RefSeq and is a predicted model, not a curated record. Gene Ontology annotation, molecular function: transcription coregulator activity.